AUGAGAUUCCCCAAGCUGCCCAAUCCGGGUCUGGAUGACCGGAUACCGUCCCACCAGGAGCUGGAGAGGAUGGAGAAGGAGGAGGCCGGGGACAGGCCCAAAUGGGACAACAAGACCCAGUACAUGCUGACCUGUGUGGGCUUCUGUGUGGGGCUGGGGAACGUGUGGCGGUUCCCUUACCUGUGUCAGAGCCAUGGAGGAGGUGAGUGGGCUUGAUUGUAUGCAACAUUUUUGUUAUUUUAAAACUGUAAAUUAAUUAAAAGGACUUUGAGUUACAACUUUUUUCACAGUAGAAAUAAAACAGGGAAUACUACAAACUACACUGAGAUUACAAAACAUUAGGAACACCUGCUCUUUCCAUGACAUAGACUGACCAGGUGAAUCCAGGUGAAAGCUAUGAUCCUUUAUUGAUGUCACCUGUUAAGUCCACUUCAAUCAGUGUAGAUGAAGGGGAGGAGACAGGUUAAAGAAGGAUUUUUAAGCCUUGAGACAAUUGAGACAUGGAUUGUGUGUGUGCCAUUUAGAGGGUGAAUGGGCAAGACAAAAUGGGCAAGGCAAAACAAGUUCCUUUGAAUGGGGUAUGGUAGUAGGUGCCAGGCGCACCGGUUUGAGUGUGUUAAGAAUUGCAAUGCUGCUGGGUUUUUCACGCUCAAUAGUUUCCCGUGUGUAUCAAGAAUGGUCCACCACCCAAAGGACAUCCAGCCAACUAGACACAACUGUGGAAAGCAUUGGAGUCAACAUGGGCCAGCAUCCCUGUGAAACGCUUUCGACACCUUAUAGAGUCCAUGCCCAGACGACUUGAGGCUGUUCUGAGGGCCAAAGGGGGUUCAACUCAAUAUUAGGAAGGUGUUCUCAUUGUCUAUGCCCUUGACACAAGUAGUUAAAGGGUGGAAUACACUAUACAAUUAGCAGGAUAAUUUAUCUGCAUAUACAGAGAUAGCAGAAUACUAUCUUGAUUAUGGUAUUAGUUGUGUGAACAAUUGAAUGACCAGUUCAUUUUUUGUGGUAUGGGUCAAAGAUGUAUUUGAAGUUAAAUUUACUCUUAGAUGCAUCAAAACUGGGACCAAGAGAAUGAAAAACAGCUUCUAUCUCAAGGCCAUCAGACUGUUAAAUAGCCAUCACUAGCACAUUAGAGGCUGCUGCUGCCUAUUGAAAUCACUGGCCACUUUAAGAAAUUGAACACUAGUCACUUUAAUAAUGUUUACAUAUCUUGCACUACUCAUCUCAUAUGUAUAUACUGCAUUCUAUUCUAUAAUAUUCUACUGUAUCUUAGUCCAUGCCGCUCUGUCAUUGCUUGUCCAUAUAUGUAUAUAUUCUUAAAUCCCAUUACUUACUAGUUUUGUGUGUAUUGGGUAUAUGUUGUGAAAUUGUUAGAUAUUACUUGUUAGAUAUUACUGCACUGUCGGAGCUAGAAGCACAAGCAUUUCGCUACACCCGCUAUAACAUCUGCUAAACACGUGUAUGUGACAAAUAACAUUUGAUUUGAUUUGAUUUGAGAUGAUUAUGACUGAUAGAGAACUGUAGUAUUCUCCCGAGUGGCGCAGUGGACUAAGGCACUGCAUCGCAGCUCUGUUGUAGCCGGCCGUGACCGGGAGACCCAUGGGGCGGCGCACAAUUGGCCCAGGGUAGGGGAGGGAAUGGCCGGCAGGGAUGUAGCUCAGUUGGUAGAGCGUGGCAUUUGCAACACCAGGGUUGUGGGUUCGAUACCCACGGGGGGCCAGUAUGAAGAAAAAAUAAUAAUGUAUGCACUCACUAACUGUAAGUCGCUCUGGAUAAGAGCGUCUGCUAAAUGACUAAAAAUGUAGUAAAUACAUUUUGGAUUGCUCAAAACCCAAUACUGUACAGUAUUUGAGAGGAUUGCUAGUCAUGGUUUGAAAUCCUAACAAGUAAUUAAUUAAACAAACACAUUCUUAAUCAUUCUCAACUUGUUAAAUCGUUUUCAAAUAGUGGUAGUUAAAUUUCAGCUUUCUGUGCUAGUGUAACUAAUGGGUAUUUUAACACAGGGGAAGCCCCAUAGUAUAUGUCUUGCUCCUCUGUAUGCAUUGCCGUACCUAGUUUACAUAAUUGUUUUCAACAUGUUAAUAACACUAUAAAGUAACUGUCCAGUGUUUCCAGAUUUCUAUUAAAUAUGACCUAUAAUGACUUACACUAGGAGUUAAAUAGUUUUCCUUCCAAAACAUGGUAAUUAAGUAUAAAGCAGGUUUUCUGUGUUGGAAUGGUGUGGGCGUACCCCAAGAACAGUAUGGUGUGGGCGUACACCGGUCAUUAAACAUAUCCAUGUGAGUAGAACGCUGGUUGGCCACCUCAUCCUCCUCUAGACUGCUGAUUGGCCAGCUCAUCCUCCUCAGGAGUAUGACAUCCUACCCUAUAAGGAGUUUGAGGUGGGGUUUUUGAAGUAUUUUUUUCACCAAUUUAUGCUUUGGCCACAAAUACGAAUACAGGGCGGCAGAUAGCCUAGCGUUGGGUAACUGAAAGGUUGCUGGUUCGACUCCCCGAGCCAACUAUGUAAAAAAAUAUAUGCCGAUGUUCCCUUGAGCAAGGCACUUAACCCUAGUUGCUCUGGAUAAGAGUGUCUGCUAAAUGACAAAAAUGUCAAAUGUAGGCUAAGUCAACAACAUUAUUUGGGUAUGAGUUAACAUAUUAUGAGCUUUUAAGAGUGAGAUUUUCACUGGAGAGUUAAUUUUUAAUUAAAUUAUCUGAGUAUAUUGAACACUAAACACUUUUAUAACACAAUAACACAACCGUUACUAUUUCAAUAUUGGGGAUGUGUUCAGUGGAGUAUUGUUGAUAUGUCAACUGAUCAAAACAACCAACUGACAUCAAUUCCAAUCUUGUGUUCCCAGGAGCAUUUAUGAUCCCAUUCCUGAUCCUGGUGGUUCUGGAGGGAAUUCCACUGCUGCACCUGGAGUUUGCUAUCGGACAGCGCCUCAGGAAGGGCAGUGUCGGGGUGUGGGGCUCUGUCAACCCUUACCUCACUGGCAUUGGUGGGUGACAGUCCAUUCCGGAUUACAGUAUCUGUGUGGAAUUCCUGUGAUCAUGUAUGACAAAACCCUUUUGGCUCUAUGAAUAUGGUUAUAAGUAGUUAUAAGUGCUUAUGUUUUGCAUUGUUAUGCAUUAUGUAUAACAUACUGUAAUGACCCAGCUGGGUCAUAAAGUAAAAGAGAGACGGGCACCAGGUGUACAGGCAGAACACAGGUUUAUUCCUGAAUGGGCUAUUGUUCAGGCCACAACCCACGCCGCUAAACCUCGAACAUAAACAAAUAAUACAUGUCAAGUCAAGGGUCCCAAAACGGAAGAGAGAGAGAUGAGACCGUAACCCCUAUUUAAGCAUUCCAAAACCCCGCGGGAUUACCCAUCAUACCCCCCCAACCUUUCCAUCUGUCCUGGCAUAUUUAACCCCUGCUAGCACCCAUGAGAACGAUAACACAACCAUGAACACAGAACACAAUACAGGGUCGUUACAUAGCCCCCCCCUUUCUAAACCCUAGCCCCUAGGGUUACAAAACAAAAUCCUUAAAACGACCCGGAGGUCGCAUCAGUCUCUUGUGCCUCCCCUUGACUCUCACUGGUGGACCCCCAGAACACUCAUCUGCCCCAAUGUCAUUUCCAGCGCCCUCCGAAGAGGCAGCCCCCGUCCCAGGCUCAGCUUGCACUAGAGUCUCCUCGCUAGACUGUCCCCGUGUGCUCACAUCAGAGUCCUCACUUCCAUUCCCUACCGUUUUCCUCCCUCUGUAGGGCGCCAAUCGGUCCCGGUGGACCACCACCUUCCUGCUCCGUGGGGGAACCUCCACCCGGUACGUCACCUCCCCCACUCUCUCUAUCACCAGACACGGCCCCACCCAGGCACUGUCCAGCUUUGGGCACCGCCCCUUCUUGCGCGUGGGGUUGUGAAGCCACACGCAUUCUCCCGCUCCAAAGUGCCUCCCCCUAGCGCGUGAGUCAUAGUGGCGCUUUUGGCGCAUUCCUGCGUUCUCGAGUUGCUCUCUUGCGAAUGUGUGAGCCGCUUCUAACCGGUUCUGCAGACGACGAACAUAGUUCGGGCCAGGCAAAACCCCGUCGUCGUUAUCAGGAGGGUGGCCAAACGUCAGUUCGGCUGGGGUGCGCAACUCACGACCUAACAUUAGUAGCGCUGGGGAGCACGCAGUCGAUUCCUGAACAGCCGACAUACAUGCCAUAAGAACAAACGGUAAGUGGGUGUCCCAAUCUUUCUGGUGUUUUGAGGUAACGAUAGCCAGCUGUUGUGCUAAUGUUCUGUUAAAUCUUUCCACCAGCCCAUCACUCUGGGGGUGAAGCGGAGUAGUGCGCGUCUUCUCCGCGCCUAACCGUCUACACAACUCUGAGAACACCCGUGACUCAAAGUUUCUCCCCUGGUCGCUGUGUAUAGACUGUGGCACCCCAAACCGACUGAUUAUUCCCCCUACCAAUGCAUCAGCUACUGUUUCUGCCUCCUGGUCUGGGAGAGCGUAAGCCUCUGGCCACUUGGUGUCCAGAAGUAGUCCAUAGCAGUUAGAAUCCACCUGUUACCGCUGUCUGUGGUUGGGAACGGUCCAACUAUGUCUACCCCCAGUCUCUCCAUGGGCUCCCCUACUGGAAAUUGUUGUAGGAGGGCAUGUGACUGACCUGGAGGUCCUUUCUUAGCAGCACACUCGUCGCACUGCCUGCAAAAGUCCUCCACAUCCCUCCUGUGCCUGGACCAAUAGAAGCCUUUACGUACGUGCUUUAACGUUUUGGAGACCCCAAAAUGCCCUGCGCCUACUCCCCCGUGAAGCUGCUGUAACACGCUCCCUUGCAGCCUUUUGGGAACCACUACCUGCCACGUCAUUUCUCCAGUAGCUGGCUUUUUCCACCCCCUCUGGAGCACUCCCUCAGCCACUCUAAGGACUGAGAAUUUAGCCCAGAGUCCUUUGGUGACUGGUGAUAGAGGGGCUACUUCCCCCCAUGGCAGUCGUCUUACCUCUUCCACCCACCCCAGCACAGGACGCAGCUCUGCGUCCUCCUCCUGGCGACGCCUCCACUCCCCGACGUCCACAGCCUCAAGCUCCCGGCACUCUGUCACCCUCAGCUGACUCACCGUGGCGGUGACUCCCUCCUCCAUGCACAGUUCCCUCUCUCGCUCCACCCGUUUGGCGCAGUACCCACAGCCGUCCUCAGCACACGGGCGACGGGACAAGGCGUCUGCAUUGCUGUGGCGAAGGCCGGCCCUGUGCUCCACCUGGAAGUCGUAGGGUUGCAGCUCCUCCAACCAGCGGGCGAUCUGACCCUCUGGCUCCUUGAAGGAGAGAAGCCACUGCAGGGCGGAGUGAUCCGUCCGCACCACAAACGGCAGGCCCCCCAGGUAGUACUUGAAAUGGCGUACUGCUGCCACGACAGCCAAAAGCUCCCUCCUUGUCACGCAGUAGCGUUUUUCAGCCUUAUCAAAAGUUCUGCUGUAAUAAGCUACUGCGUGCUCCCCGUCAGAACCACGCUGAGCCAGCACAGCCCCCAAGCCCUCAUUGCUUGCGUCGGUGUCCAGGAUAAACGAACGGUUCGGGUCUGGUGAGGACAGGACAGGGGCCUCCACCAGGGCACGUUUGAGGGCCUCAAACGCCCGCUGGUGCUCUUCGGUCCACUGUAAAACAGUGUCCUUCUUGAGAAGGUGGUUCAUAGGAGCUGCUAUCCCCGCAAACCCUUUCACAAACCUACGAUAGUAGGAUGCCAGCCCCAGGAAGCUCUUAACCUCUUUUUUUCCCCUCACAGCCUCCACUUUGUCUGGCAUCGUGCUGAUACCCUCACCACCCAGCUGAUGACCCAGGAACGCCACCUCCCUUUGCAUGAAAUGGCACUUUUCCGGGUGUAAUUUUAGCCCCGCCCCCGAGAUCCUCUCCAGCACUCGCCUAAGUGCCCCCAGUGCCCCCUCAAACGAUGUGCCGUGCACCAAUAUGUCGUCUAGGUACACGACACACUCGUCUCUCGGAACCCCCGCCAGCACUCUGUCCAUGAGCCUCUCAAAGGUGGCAGGAGCAUUACAAAGCCCGAAGCACAGCACCUUGAACUGCCAAUGGCCCCUAUCCGUGGAGAAGGCCGUUUUUUUCACGUGCCCCAGGCGAGAGGGGCACCUGCCAGAAGCCACUGCGCAGAUCAAGGGAAGAGAACCACGAGGACCCUCUGACGUGGUCUAGCGACUCAUCGAUCCUCGGUAUGGGGUAAGCGUCUUUAGUGGUGACAGAAUUUAGGCCCCUGUAGUCCGCACAAAACCUAAGUUUACCCCCUUUCUUAGGCACCAUGACGACCGGCGCGGACCAUGGGCUAUCUGAUGGCUCAAUGAAAUCAGCCCGCAACAUGUCAGCAAUAGCUGUGGCUGCUGCUUCCCUCUUGGCAAGGGGAAUGCGACGGGCCGAAUUUUAAUGGGUUGGUUGUCCCCAGUGUCAAUGUCGUGCUGAACCAGGUGCGUUUGCCCUACCUCAUCCUUCCCCCAAGCGAAGCUAUCUUUAAAGUCAAACAGCAGCUGCUUUAACUGUCUCUGUUGUCUCUCAUCCAGACCUUGACAGUUUUUCAGCCACACAGCCUCAACGGCGUCGAUAACUUCCUCCUUCCCCCCGUCGGGCUGAUGGGGUGAAGGAGCCAGUGUGUUUUGGGCUACUGGGAUGCCUGUGCUUGCACCAUUAUGGGGAGUGAAGGUCGUUGCCGCCGGAGACAGCUGCUGGGAUGGCACAACGACCAAGGGAGCAGCCGGGACGACCAGUGGAGUUUCGGCAAGCUUGGAGGAAGACGGAGGGACAGCCCUGCCCCCUGCUGGACCUCCCGAAGGCGACAUUCCCACUGUGGGCCCCCCCGACAGCCUCAAAGUGCCCGAAGCUAAGUCCAACUGAGCCCCACAGUUUUUCAAAAAGUCCAUUCCCAGUAUACAGGGGUCCUGUACCGCUGCUACCCACACCGGACACCCCACAGUUCUCCCCCCCCACAGUCACAGACAACCAACACUUCCCUAACAUGGGGGCUAGCUCCCCCGUGACAGUCCGUAGCUGGACAAGUGUCGGCUCCACCCGCACCCCAACAGGUAGUAUGUCUGGUCUCACCAGGGUUACUGUAGAGCCCGUGUCGACCAGGGCCAAACAUUCCACCCCCUCUACCUUGACGAUGACAUUGCAGAAGUCCCCAAUGGUGGUACGUCCCACCACAACUACCGGACUAGGAAACACGGUGGCAGCCACACCCUGGGGAAGCAGGUCCCCACCCUCUUGCCUGCGCUGCUGGGUACCUCUUCUGCUUACUGUGGUUUCGGGGGCGGAGGGGUGGGCCCGCGCUGCCCCCUGCGCGAGAACCCGCUGUCGUUUCCCUGGUGACUGGAGAAUCUGCCACACUCCCGCUGAAUGUGGCCAGGCUGGCCACAACCCCAGCAGACAAUGGGAGUUGAGCUGACACUGCGAUGUUGUCUGGAGCCCCUCUCAAUGACAAGCGAAGCGGUCUUGACUAACCCGCCCAACUCGUCGACCCACUCUGGUUUGGUGACCCCCGGCACCCCGGCCGCCGCUGCUCUCACCUCUGGUUGACUGGCAACCUCCACUCUCACUCCCUCACCCCAGAUCAGCUCCCUCUUCCUGGCUAUCUCCACUGCAGCCCGCAGAGAUGCUGGGUCCGACAUCUGAACAUGCUUACCCAGUUCGGUGGGGGAGAGUGCUCUAAUAAAACUGUCCCGUGCCAGCUCGUCUUGCACCCCAAUCGGCAUAGUUGCAUAAGCCCGCCUGGUCAGGCUCAGAAUAUCACUUGCCAACGCCUUUAAUGAUUCCCCCUGAAGUCUCUUUUUGUUACUCAGUUCAAUCCGCAGCAUGUUGGGCUGUGCAUCGCUGCCGAAACGGCCCCCCAAUGCCUCCACUAGCGCACCGUAGUCGCCCCUCUCGUCCGGGGCUAGCGUUAGCAGGCAUUCCGACGCCUCCUCUGCCAGGCUCAGGGCAAGCUGUAACCCUUUCGUCUCGUCAGACCACCUCCCGGCUCUAGCCAACAACUCGAAUUGAGUGAAAAAAACUUCCCAUUUACCUUGUCCAUUGAACUUUGGAAGUUUAGCCGCUACCGUGGCUAAUGGCAAUAGGGCGCUGCCAUCUCUGUUUACAUAAGGAGGCCCAGCCAUUUCCGCACGCGGUGACGUCGAUAUCUCCGUCGCCGUGACGUCUGUUCUGGUCGAGCGGUUUGAAGGAAAACCCGCCCGUUCUGCCAUCUUGCUGACUGACAAUUUAACUUCCGCCAUGUGGCUCUCCAGCUCUUCUACAGCCAUCAUCGCCUGACCCUCCCGACCGGGUACACCCGAGCCCACAACGGACACUUUGUCCGACUCUUCCUUAACAUUCCGCCUCGCCCCGAUCAUAAUGACCGUAGAUGCGAGUCACGCUAAAUCUAACCACGGCCUAUACUGAAACAGCUAACUCGCCUAAUCUCGAUCUAUCCCGUCGUUCGAAAGCACUUAUGACACCAAUGUAAUGACCCAGCUGGGUCAUAAAGUAAAAGAGAGACGGGCACCAGGUGUACAGGCAGAACACAGGUUUAUUCCUGAAUGGGCUAUUGUUCAGGCCACAACCCACGCCGCUAAACCUCGAACAUACACAAAUAAUACAUGUCAAGUCAAGGGUCCCAAAACGGAAGAGAGAGAGAUGAGACCGUAACCCCUAUUUAAGCAUUCCAAAACCCCGCGGGAUUACCCAUCAUACCCCCCCAACCUUUCCAUCUGUCCUGGCAUAUUUAACCCCUGCUAGCACCCAUGAGAACGAUAACACAACCAUGAACACAGAACACAAUACAGGGUCGUUACAAUACUUAAAUAUAUAUACUUUAAAUAGUUGGAUAUAUACUUGGAUAUAGCAUACUUAAAUAUAAAUACUGUAAAUACUUGGAUAUGUACUUGAAUAUAGCAUACUUGAAUAAACUUGGAUAUGAUAAUAAUGCACUGGAAUGUACAGGGAAUGUAACUGACAGUUGUUGUGAAACAGGUAUUGCCUCCAUGUUGGUAUCAUUCUUGGUUGGGAUGUACUACAACACCAUCAUGGCCUGGAUCAUGUGGUACCUCUUCAACUCCUUCCAGGACCCCCUGCCUUGGAGUCAGUGUCCCCUCAAUGCAAACAAGACAGGUGCAGUAUUUCCUUCAUGAGUAACAGUUAGCUAGUAUUGUAGCGACCUUAACUCAAUACCUAGCAACCUUGUCGAGACGUUUGGACGUCUCGGCGUUAAGGUUAAGGUGAUGGCUUGGCAGUUGCUGGAUCUGGGUUCGUGUCCCGGUCACGGCUACCCCCUGAAUUCACUACAGUAUCAUCAAAACCUGGACCAAAAAUAUAUCUAAAUGUAGCUAGCUAGCCUAAUACCAGCAUGCUAGCAAGCAGGAUCACCUCACCGCCCCUAUAGACGGGUUAGCUGAAAAUGAUGCGCACAUGUCGAUGGGGCAGAGGUUUGUGUGUUAUUAUUCUGAACGGUCAGAUAGCUAGCAACAAUGACAAGAAGCUGUCGUGGUCCUCUGUAGCUCAGCUGGUAGAGCAUGGCGCUUGUAACGCCAAGGUAGUGGGUUCGAUCCCCGGGACCACCCAUACACAAAAAAAAAAUUAUGCACGCAUGACUGUAAGUCGCUUUGGAUAAAAGCGUCUGCUAAAUGGCAUAUUAUUAUUAUUAUUGUAGGGAAUCGUAGGUAGCUUGUUUAUUGUUAAGAAGCUGUCUUGUGGGGAAUCGUAGGUGGCUCGUUGUAUCUUGUUAAGAAGCUGUCUUGUGGGGAAUCGUAGGUAGCUUGUAUCUUAUUAAGAAGCUGUCUUGUGGGGAAUCGUAGGUAGCUUGUAUCUUGUUAAGAAGCUGUCUUGUGGGGAAUCGUAGGUGGCUCGUUGUAUCUUGUUAAGAAGCUGUCUUGUGGGGAAUCGUAGGUGGCUCGUUGUAUCUUGUUAAGAAGCUGUCUUGUGGGGAAUCGUAGGUAGCUAGUUGUAUAUUGUUAAGAAGCUGUCUUGUGGGGAAUCGUAGGUGGCUCGUUGUAUCUUGUUAAGAAGCUGUCUUGUGGGGAAUCGUAGGUAGCUUGUAUCUUGUUAAGAAGCUGUCUUGUGGGGAAUCGUAGGUAGCUUGUAUCUUGUUAAGAAGCUGUCUUGUGGGGAAUCGUAGGUGGCUCGUUGUAUCUUGUUAAGAAGCUGUCUUGUGGGGAAUCGUAGGUAGCUUGUAUCUUGUUAAGAAGCUGUCUUGUGGGGAAUCGUAGGUGGCUCGUUGUAUCUUGUUAAGAAGCUGUCUUGUGGGGAAUCGUAGGUAGCUUGUAUCUUGUUAAGAAGCUGUCUUGUGGGGAAUCGUAGGUGGCUCGUUGUAUCUUGUUAAGAAGCUGUCUUGUGGGGCAUCAUAGGUAGCUCGUUGAAUAUUGUUAAGAAGCUGUCUUGUGGGGAAUCGUAGGUAGCUCGUUGUAUCUUGUUAAGAAGCUGUCUUGUGGGGAAUCGUAGGUAGCUUGUUGUAUAUUGUUAAGAAGCUGUCUUGUGGGGAAUCGUAGGUGGCUCAUUGUAUCUUGUUAAGAAGCUGUCUUGUGGGGAAUCGUAGGUAGCUUGUAUCUAGUUAAGAAGCUGUCUUGUGGGGAAUCGUAGGUAGCUAGUUGUAUAUUGUUAAGAAGCUGUCUUGUGGGGAAUCGUAGGUGGCUCGUUGUAUCUUGUUAAGAAGCUGUCUUGUGGGGAAUCGUAGGUAGCUUGUAUCUUGUUAAGAAGCUGUCUUGUGGGGAAUCGUAGGUAGCUUGUAUCUUGUUAAGAAGCUGUCUUGUGGGGAAUCGUAGGUGGCUCGUUGUAUCUUGUUAAGAAGCUGUCUUGUGGGGAAUCGUAGGUAGCUUGUAUCUUGUUAAGAAGCUGUCUUGUGGGGAAUCGUAGGUGGCUCGUUGUAUCUUGUUAAGAAGCUGUCUUGUGGGGCAUCAUAGGUAGCUCGUUGUAUAUUGUUAAGAAGCUGUCUUGUGGGGAAUCGUAGGUAGCUCGUUGUAUCUUGUUAAGAAGCUGUCUUGUGGGGAAUCGUAGGUAGCUUGUUGUAUAUUGUUAAGAAGCUGUCUUGUGGGGAAUCGUAGGUGGCUCGUUGUAUCUUGUUAAGAAGCUGUCUUGUGGGGAAUCGUAGGUGGCUCGUUGUAUCUUGUUAAGAAGCUGUCUUGUGGGGAAUCGUAGGUAGCUUGUAUCUUGUUAAGAAGCUGUCUUGUGGGGAAUCGUAGGUAGCUUGUAUCUUGUUAAGAAGCUGUCUUGUGGGGAAUCGUAGGUGGCUCGUUGUAUCUUGUUAAGAAGCUGUCUUGUGGGGCAUCAUAGGUAGCUCGUUGUAUAUUGUUAAGAAGCUGUCUAGUGGGGAAUUGUAGGUAGCUCGUUGUAUCUUGUUAAGAAGCUGUCUUGUGGGGAAUCGUAGGUAGCUUAUUGCAUAUUGUUAAGAAGCUGUCUUGUGGGGAAUCGUAGGUAGCUCGUUGUAUAUUGUUAAAAAGCUGUCUUGUGGGGAAUCGUAGGUAGCUCGUUGUAUAUUGUUAAGAAGCUGUCUUGUGGGGAUUCGUAGGUGGCUCGUUGUAUCUUGUUAAGAAGCUGUCUUGUGGGGCAUCAUAGGUAGCUUGUUGUAUUUUGUUAAGAAGCUGUCUUGUGGGGAAUCGUAGGUAGCUCGUUGUAUCUUGUUAAGAAGCUGUCUUGUGGAGAAUCGUAGGAAGCUUGUUGUAUAUUGUUAAGAAGCUGUCUUGUGGGGAAUCGUAGGUAGCUCGUUGUAUCUUGUUAAGAAGCUGUCUUGUGGGGAAUCGUAGGUGGCUGGUAGCUUAGUGGGUAAGAGCGUUGUGCCAGUAACCGAAAGGUCGAUGGUUCUAAUCCCCGAGCCGACUAGGUGAAAAAUCUGUUGAUGUGCCCUUAAGCAAGGCACUUAACCCUAAUUGCUCCUGUAAGUCGCUCUGGAUAAGAGCUUCUGCUAAAUGACUAAAAUGUAAAUGUAAAAUGUGGCUCGUUGUAUCUUGUUAAGAAGCUGUCUUGUGGGGAAUCUUAGGUAGCUUGUUGUAUCUUGUUAAGAAGCUGUCUUGUGGGGAAUCGUAGGUGGCUCGUUGUAUAUUGUUAAGAAGCUGUCUUGUGGGGAAUCGUAGGUAGCUUGUAUCUUGUUAAGAAGCUGUCUUUUGGGGAAUCGUAGGUAGCUUGUUGUAUAUUGUUAAGAAGCUGUCUUGUGGGGAAUCGUAGGUGGCUCGUUGUAUAUUGUUAAGAAGCUGUCUUGUGGGGAAUCGUAGGUGGCUCGUUGUAUAUUGUUAAGAAGCUGUCUUGUGGGGAAUCGUAGGUGGCUCGUUGUAUCUUGUUAAGAAGCUGUCUUGUGGGGAAUCGUAGGUGGCUCGUUGUAUAUUGUUAAGAAGCUGUCUUGUGGGGAAUCGUAGGUAGCUCGUUGUAUCUUGUUAAGAAGCUGUCUUGUGGGGAAUCGUAGGUGGCUCGUUGUAUAUUGUUAAGAAGCUGUCUUGUGGGGAAUCGUAGGUGGCUCGUUGUAUAUUGUUAAGAAGCUGUCUUGUGGGGAAUCGUAGGUGGCUCGUUGUAUCUUGUUAAGAAGCUGUCUUGUGGGGAAUCGUAGGUAGCUUGUAUAUUGUUAAGAAGCUGUCUUGUGGGGAAUCGUAGGUGGCUCGUUGUAUCUUGUUAAGAAGCUGUCUUGUGGGGAAUCGUAGGUGGCUGUUAUUAAUAUCAUGUUGUUUUGAGGUGUUUUGACUCGUCGCGUCUAUGCUAAUAUGGCAAAAAAAAUUAAUGUAACAAUGUAUUUGACAGACAACAAGUUCUCAUUGUGCAAAUGUAUGUUUUCAAUAAUUUUCUAAUAUAAUUUCCAUGUCGUCAACAAUCAUUUGAUUCUAAGCCAACCCCGCCUGUUUUGCUCCACGGUUGCGCACGCAGCGGUUUCAUCUCAGCAACCCAUCCGUCUAUAGCUAACGCUCACACAUAUUUAUUUGAGAUGAGCUGGCUAGCCAGAUAGCGUUAAGUAAAACAGAUAUUUUAUGUCUUUGAGUCUUUCCUCAAAGAUGUAUCAUGCAGAAUCAUGCUGUAUCAUGCUGUAUCAUGCUGAAUAAUGCUGAAUCAUGCUGAAUGCAUUGGCAGUAGAUAGCUAGCUAGUCAAAGAUUGACAAUUCAGACCAACCCAACUUCUAUCUCAUCUCAUCUUAGCUGUUGUAAUUUUAGAUCCAGACCGGCCUUUAAACAGUUUGAAUAUCGCCCCCUGCAGGUCUGGUGUCAGAAUGCGCACGGAGCACCUCAGUGGAUUACUUCUGGUACAGAGAGACUCUGAACACCUCUACGGCCAUAGAUAUAUCUGGAGGCCUCCAGUGGUGGAUGGUGCUAGCCCUGGUGUCUGCCUGGACUCUGCUCUACGUCUGCUGUAUCAGGGGGAUCGAGACUACUGGCAAGGUACCAGCUCAGCUUUAAUUUCUUCCUGCUUGUGAGGGAGGUCAAAUUUCUGCUAAGAUAAUGGCCUGCCUUGGGAAUGGUGCCAGUUGUCUUAUCACUGAUGUUUCUCUCUCUCUCUCUCUCUCUCUCUCUCUCUCUCUCUCAGUGGUUCUGGAUUCAGUUUAUGUAGCAGUUUUAUAAUCUCUCUCUUUCUCAUUUCUCUCUCUCCCUCGUCAGGCUGUGUACAUAACAUCCACGUUGCCCUACUUGGUGCUCACCAUCUUCCUGAUCAGAGGACUGACUCUCAAAGGUUCUCUGGAUGGAGUCAAGUUCCUCUUCACACCAGAUGUAAGUAUUAACUUUAUGUACUACCGUUGUCAUGAUACUAAUUCUUUGUGUCUAACUGUUUUCUAUUUCUCCAGGUGAAUGAGUUGAUGAACCCGUCCACCUGGCUGGAUGCAGGUGCUCAGGUGUUCUACUCUUUCUCCUUGGCCUUUGGAGGUCUCAUCUCCUUCUCCAGCUAUAACUCAGUGCAGUAAGUGACUCCUUAUUACAACGUUUUAAGAAGACUUUUAUUGAGGCUGAAUCCUAAUCCAUGCAGAGAGUAAGUCAUAGAUGCUCAUAGAAAUUAUACCAAAUGGAUCUCGUCUUUCAUCUCUUCAAAUUAAUUUGAGUAAUUUGCUUCCAUUGUCUGUUUCUCCAGCAACAACUGUGAACAAGAUGCCGUCAUCAUCUCCAUCAUCAACGGCUUCACGUCGGUCUACUCUGCUACCGUCAUCUACUCUAUCAUUGGCUUCAGGGCCACAGAGAAGUUUGACGAAUGCACGGAUGGGUAAGUUCCUAGUUCCUUCUUGGUUGAAUCCAUACUUUCAUCCAAAUUCAAUGUAGAUUGAACGCAUAUUUGUUGACAACACUGUCAAAAUUGGAUUUAAUGAAUGGGGAUUAGAGGAAGAUAAACUAAUGAGUUGGAUAUUUUGGUCAUACUUCUAUGUACUCUCUUCCUAGUAACAUCAUGGCCCUGCUGAAUGUGAUCUCUUCCUAGUAACAUCAUGGCCCCGCUGAAUGUGAUCUCUUCCUAGUAACAUCAUGGCCCCGCUGAAUGUGAUCUCUUCCUGGUAACAUCAUGGCCCUGCUGAAUGUGAUCUCUUCCUAGUAACAUAAUGGCCCCGCUGAAUGUGAUCUCUUCCUAGUAACAUCAUGGCCCUGCUGAAUGUGAUCUCUUCCUAGUAACAUCAUGGCCCUGCUGAAUGUGAUCUCUUCCUAGUAAAGUUUUACAAAAAAACAUUUUAGUCAUUUAGCAGACGCUCUUAUCCAUAGCGACUUACAGGAGCAAUUAGGGUUAAGUGCCUUGCUCAAGGGCACAUCGACAGAUUUUUCACCUAGUCGGCUCGGGGAUUAGAACCAGCGACCUUCGAUUACUGGCACAACGCUCUUAACCACUAAGCUACCUGCCGUAACAUAAUGGCCCUGCUGAAUGUGAUCUCUUCCUAGUAACAUCAUGGCCCUGCUGAAUGUGAUCUCUUCCUAGUAACAUAAUGGCCCUGCUGAAUGUGAUCUCUUCCUAGUAACAUCAUGGCCCUGCUGAAUGUGAUCUCUUCCUAGUAACAUAAUGGCCCUGCUGAAUGUGAUCUCUUCCUAGUAACAUAAUGGCCCUGCUGAAUGUGAUCUCUUCCUAGUAACAUCAUGGCCCUGCUGAAUGUGAUCUCUUCCUAGUAACAUAAUGGCCCUGCUGAAUGUGAUCUCUUCCUAGUAACAUCAUGGCCCUGCUGAAUGUGAUCUCUUCCUGGUAACAUCAUGGCCCUGCUGAAUGUGAUCUCUUCCUAGUAACAUAAUGGCCCUGCUGAAUGUGAUCUCUUCCUAGUAACAUCAUGGCCCUGCUGAAUGUGAUCUCUUCCUAGUAACAUAAUGGCCCUGCUGAAUGUGAUCUCUUCCUAGUAACAUCAUGGCCCUGCUGAAUGUGAUCUCUUCCUAGUAACAUCAUGGCCCUGCUGAAUGUGAUCUCUUCCUAGUAACAUCAUGGCCCUGCUGAAUGUGAUCUCUUCCUAGUAACAUCAUGGCCCUGCUGAAUGUGAUCUUCCUGGUAACAUCAUGGCCCUGCUGAAUGUGAUCUCUUCCUAGUAACAUAAUGGCCCUGCUGAAUGUGAUCUCUUCCUAGUAAUAUCAUGGCCCUGCUGAAUGUGAUCUCUUCCUAGUAACAUCAUGGCCCUGCUGAAUGUGAUCUCUUCCUAGUAACAUCAUGGCCCUGCUGAAUGCAUUUGAUCUUCCUGAGGACCACUUCACUGUGAACAACUAUGAGGAAGUUCUCCAAGGUCUCAACAGCACAUCACCAGACAUCAUCCAUGGAUUAAACCUGAAGACCUGCGAUCUGCAGCAGUUUCUCAGUCAGGUAGUGAAAUUACAUGACGUCCAAUCCAAGACAUAUCAUUGACUCCAAGGGACACCAGAACUUUCUUAAGUCGGUACUGUGUUUGCUGUAGGGUGUGGAGGGAACCGGUCUGGCCUUCAUCGUGUUCACAGAGGCCAUCACCAAGAUGCCGAUCUCUCCUCUCUGGGCCAUCCUGUUCUUCGUCAUGCUCUUCUGUCUGGGACUGUCUACCAUGUUUGGGAACAUAGAAGGGGUCGUGGUGCCCCUUCAGGAUCUCAACAUCUUCCCCAAGUGGCCCAAAGAGGUCUUGACAGGUUAGUGACAUACAGUAGCUGAGAUUCUUCUUCUUCUGAGCUGCACUGAAUCGAAAUGGCUUCAACCCAAAGCAUUGUCUCAUCAGUUGUUCGGGGAUUGAGAUCACAAGCUUGUCGUUGACCUUUAGGGGGAUCCUCUGAACAUCCAAUGAGGUUGAGCACCCCUGAAAGAACCUUGGUUGUCAACUUUUCACGAUGUUCUUUGUUUUGUUUUUUCAGGUGUGACUUGUGUUGUAUGUUUCGCCAUCGCUCUCAUAUUCACCCAGCAGUCUGGUAACUACUGGCUGGCCUUGUUCGACAGCUUCGCCGGCUCCAUCCCUCUCCUAGUCAUCGCCUUCUGUGAGAUGGUGUCUGUUGUUUACAUCUACGGGAUAGACAGGUGAGUCCAGAGCCAGAACACCAUUAAAAUAAAAUAGAACUGAAUGGAAUAGAAAUACCUGUCAAUGCUAUGUGGACAUGUACCUUUCCGCUUCACAGUGACAUAAAUCACAUCCAAACAAACAGCAUUAAAACAUCAGGGGCACUUUGUCCUUCAGAAAAACAACCACAAUGUCACUACAGCCUGCUUUAUCAGGACAAUAAAAAGGCACGUUUUAGUGUCAUUAUGUCCACUGGGAGGAAGGGAGAGCAUUAGGCCUGCAGAUUGUAUCUCUGGAACCAGGAAGUGUGCUGGUGCACUCAGCUGUACUAAUGCCACAUGGUACCCCCAUGACUCAUUCUCAACUGAUACCACAUGGUACCCCCAUGACUCAUUCUCAACUGAUACCACAUGGUACCCCCAUGACUCAUUCUCAACUCUAAUGGAGAACUAUCUCUGCACACUAUAUGUCACUGUAAACGACUGAUUUAUGAAGACGAUGUGUAGACCCUUAGGUAAGACGAUGUGUAGACCCUUAGGUAAGACGAUGUGUAGACCCUUAGGUAAGACGAUGUGUAGACCCUUAGGGAAGACGAUGUGUAGACCCUUAGGUAAGACGAUGUGUAGACCCUUAGGGAAGACGAUGUGUAGACCCUUAGGGAAGACGAUGUGUAGACCCUUAGGGAAGACGAUGUGUAGACCCUUAGGGAAGACGAUGUGUAGACCCUUAGGGAAGACGAUGUGUAGACCCUUAGGGAAGACGAUGUGUAGACCCUUAGGGAAGACGAUGUGUAGACCUUAGGGAAGACGAUGUGUAGACCCUUAGGGAAGACGAUGUGUAGACCCUUAGGGAAGACGAUGUGUAGACCCUUAGGGAAGACGAUGUGUAGACCCUUAGGUAAGACGAUGUGUAGACCCUUAGGUAAGACGAUGUGUAGACCCUUAGGUAAGACGAUGUGUAGACCCUUAGGUAAGACGAUAUGUAGACCCUUAGGGAAGACGAUAUUAGGUACUUAGGUCUCUAGAGUGAACAUUAACUCAGAUAUCCAGCCAAAGCUCAAAGUCAUUAGACAGACAUGUGUUCCAUACUGGACAUGUGUUCCAUGAUAGACAUGUGUUCCAUGUAAGACAUGUGUUCCAUACUAGACAUGUGUUCCAUGCUAGACAUGUGUUCCAUGCUAGACAUGUGUUCCAUGCUAGACAUGUGUUCCAUACUAGACAUGUGUUCCACUACUGUAACAUGUGUUCCAUGCUAGACAUGUGUUCCAUGCUAGACAUGUGUUCCAUGUAGAUCAUGUUGUUCCAUGCUAGACAUGUGUUCCAUGCUAGACAUGUGUUCCAUACUGGACAUGUGUUCCAUACUAGACAUGUGUUCCAUACUAGACAUGUGUUCCAUGCUAGACAUGUGUUCCAUACUGGACAUGUGUUCCAUACUAGACAUGUGUUCCAUACUAGACAUGUGUUCCAUGCUAGACAUGUGUUCCAUGCUAGACAUGUGUUCCAUGCUAGACAUGUGUUCCAUGCUAGACAUGUGUUCCAUGCUAGACAUGUGUUCCACGCUAGACAUGUGUUCCAUGCUAGACAUGUGUUCCAUGCUGGACAUGUGUUCCAUGCUAGACAUGUGUUCCACGCUAGACAUGUGUUCCACGCUAGACAUGUGUUCCACGCUAGACAUGUGUUCCACGCUAGACAUGUGUUCCACGCUAGACAUGUGUUCCACGCUAGACAUGUGUUCCACACUAGACAUGUGUUCCACACUAGACAUGUGUUCCAUACUAGACAUGUGCUCCAUGCUAGACAUGUGUUCCACACUGGACAUGUGUUCCACGCUAGACAUGUGUUCCACGCUAGACAUGUGUUCCACGCUAGACAUGUGUUCCAUACUAGACAUGUGUUCCAUACUAGACAUGUUUUCCAUACUAGACAUGUGUUCCAUGCUAGACAUGUGUUCAACGAUAGAAUGUGUUCCAUGCUAGACAUGUGUUCCACGUAGGACAUGGUUCCACGUAGACAGUGUUCCACGCUAGACAUGUGUUCCACGCUAGACAUGUGUUCCACGCUAGACAUGUGUUCCACGCUAGACAUGUGUUCCAUACUAGACAUGUGUUCCCCUCUAGACAUGUGUAAUGUAGUUGUUACGAACCCCGUGGCUCUAAACAUCUAGGGUGGAUGGACUGAGACCCGUAAACAUAAAUCAUGCACAAUUAUAAGUGUGGCAUGGAACAGGGAGAAGGAAAACUACACGAAACAAUAAACUACCGUCAAACCACACAUGCGUUUAUUUCUGAACACACGGUAACGGUUUGGGAAAAAGGGCUGAGAGGCACCAGAAAAUGAAACAAUAAGGUAAACACCCUAAGCCUGAUUCUGGCCUGCCUCAAGAACCGCUAGGCUACUGCACCAUACAAAAAAUACAGUGGGUGGUCCGCUCAGAUCAUAACUAGUGUUUAUUAGACAGUUCUUUUCUACGGAAAUGUAUGCCCAAGGGCAGCUAGCUCAAACUCCCCUUUUCCCAGAAACACAAUAGUCCCAAAAGAGUAACCAACAAAUCAAUGAGUACUCUAAACCCAGGACAUCACAGUAUCCAUUACUCACAUACAAAACAGUGGUCUAACAGAAUUACCAAUCAUAGUAAACAGCAACUUAGUGAGUAACCAAAAACAGGACACCACCGUGUCCAUACUCACAUACGGAAAUAUUCUCUCCCUCUCUCUCAACAAACACAAGACUGGUUUUUAUACAAUGGGAUGUGUGAUUGAACAAACGAGUAACAGGUGGUGCAAUGCACAGGAAUGUUCACUGAUUGGUCCAAUCAGCAGACACCUCAACGACCACCAAUCAGGAACAUACAGGACACCUGUGAUUAGGGCAGAAGGAGAGAAACACACAAAAACACAGGAUACCUGUAUCCGUAACAGUAGUAGACCUCAGUAGACGUAUAAGUACAUCCAGGGGCGCAACUUUGGCUUUAGAAGUGGGGUGGACAUAAUAAUAAUAUAUGUAUAUUUUUUUAUCCAGUAGGAUAAACACUCCAAACAGCCUACCCGACCGCUUGGAGGCGUCCGCAUGGUCCUAAAGCACACCGUAGCCUUGUUUUGUAUCACAUUCCAAUGAUACAACUGGGGGGGAACAAAAAUGCAAUUUCAGAAUAUGGGGGGGGGGGGGGAACUUGUCCCCAGUGAAUGUUGCGCCCCUGAGUACACCUUAGGUCUUCAUUAGACCUGUCUUGAUAAAUCAGACUUGGGAAUUGGGAACAUGUAUCACAGUGUGCGUAUUCCUCUUCAUUUGAUAUCACUGUGAACAUUCACUCUGAUAACCAGCCCUUGGAAUUGGAAGCCAUUGGAACAUCGACAUCCCAGUUUAUUCACUCUGCUCACUCUGACAGGUUUAACGCAGACAUCGAGUUCAUGAUUGGCCACAAGCCCAACCUGUUCUGGCAGGUGACCUGGAGGUUCGUCAGUCCAGUCAUCAUGCUGGCCAUCUUCAUCUUCUACUUCGUCACCCAGGUCAGCGGGGAGCUGACCUACCUCGUGUGGGACCAAGACGCGGUAAGUCCUGUUGACAGGAAAUAGUUAAUGGAUGUGGUUGAUGUCGUUGUCUGUGUCCCAAAUGAUACCCUAUUCCUUUAGUAGUGCACUACUUUUGACCAGGGCCCAUAGGGUAGUGCACUACUUUUGACCAGGGCCCAUAGGGUAGUGCACUACUUUUGACCAGGGCCCAUAGGGUAGUGCACUACUUUUGACCAGGGCCCAUAGGGUAGUGCACUACUUUUGACCAGGGCCCGUAGGGUAGUGCACUACUUUUGACCAGGCCCAUAGGGUAGUGCAACUACUUGACAGGCCUAGGGUAUGCAUAUUUUCCAGGGCCGUUAGUGUGCACUACUUUGAACAGGCCCAUAGGGUAGUGCACUACUUUGACAGGCCCAUAGUGUCAGGCACUACUUGAAUCCAUGGCCAUAGGGUAGUGCACUACUUUUGACAGGGAGUAGGCUAGCAAUAUCUUGCCAGGCCCAUAGGGUAUGCACUACUUUUGACAGGGCCAAUAGGUAGUGAUACUUUGACCAUGGGCCGUUUAGGGUAGUGCACUAACUGUGACAGGGCAUGGUGUGCAUACUUUUGCCAGGCCCGAGGGUAGACAACUUUUGACCAGGCGCUAUGGGUGUGAACUUUGACCAGGGCAAUUGGCUAUAUGCACUACUUUGACAGGGCACAUAGGGUAUUGCACUACUUUUGACAGGGCGUUAGGUAGUGCAUUUACUUUGACAGGGCUCGUAGGGUCAGUGCACUUACAUUUGACCAGGGCCUAGUAGUGCAUACUUUUAACGGCCCCAUAGGGUGGCAAUCUUUUGAAAGCCCCAAUGGGAUUGCAGACAUUGACUUGUGCCAUUUCUCUUAUCAACUAAAAAUUAAAUUACCUCCAGAGCGAUGUCCGCACCCCACACUGGAAUCUAAUGGCAUAUAAAGGACCAGAGGAAUAGCCUAAAUAUCUUGCAGCACGAUGUAACAGAUUAUUCAACCUAGACUAUGGAGUACACUACCACUGGGCACCGUUUGAGGCUUACUGAUAACUGUAACAUGUCUUUAUGUCAUCAUAGAAAGCGUUCAAGGUCGCAGGUCUGUGGGAAUGUCACAAUUGAUAUAAUAAUCUAUCUACAGAGAAUAUCAUUUACAUUACAUUUUUACAUUUUAGUCAUUUAGUAGACGCUCUUAUCCAGAGCGACUUACAGUUAGUGAAUACAUAUAUAUAUAUUUUUUUAUACUGGCCCCCCGUGGGAAUCAAACCCACAACCCUGGCGUUGCAAACGCCAUGCUCUAUCAACUGAGCUACAUCCCUGCCGGCCAUUCCCUCCCCUACCCUGGACGACGCUGGGCCAAUUGUGCGCCGCCCCAUGGGUCUCCCGGUCGCGGCCGGCUGCGACAGAGCCUGGAUUCGAACCAGGAUCUCUAGUGGCACAGCUAGCACUGACCACUGCGCCACUCAGGAGUCUGAGUGCAUUGAUCACUUGCACCAUGUACUUUAAUGUCAUCUCAACUAACUGUAAUCCAUGUCAUUUGGUUGUGCUAUUAGAUCAAGCACUGUGAUAACACAUUAAAUUGUUGCGUAAAUAAACAAAAUAGCUGACAUUGUAUUCCCAUUUGAACUUUAGUGUGCUUUUAACUACACUUUAUAUACAAAAGUAUGUGUACAUCCCUUCAAAAUUAGUGGAUUUGAAUAUUUCAGCCACACCCGUUGCUGACAGGUGUAUAAAAUCGAGCACACAGCCAUGCAAUCUCCAUAGACAAACAUUGGCAGUAGAAUGGCCUUACUGAAGAGCUCAGUGACUUUCAACGUGGCACCGUCAUAGGAUGCCACCUUUCCAACAAGUCAGUACAUCAAAUGUAUGCCCUGCUAGAGCUGCCCCGGUCGACUGUAAGUGAUGUUAUUGUGAAGUGGAAACGUCUAGGAGCAACAACGGCUCAGCAGCGAAGUGGUAGGCCACACAAGCUCACAGAACUGGAUCGCCGAGUGCUGAAGCACGUAAAAAUAAUCUGUCCUCGGUUGCAACACUCACUACCAAAUUCCAAACUGCCUCUGGAAGCAACGUCAGCACAAGAACUGUUUGUCGGGAGCUUCAUGAAAUGGGUUUCCAUGGCCGAGCAGCCGCACACAAGCCUAAGAUCACCAUGCGCAAUGCCAAGCGUUGGCUGGAGUGGUGUAAAGCUUGCAGCCAUUGGACUCUGGAGCAGUCCGACCGAGUUUGGUGGAUGCCAGCAGAACGCUACCUGCCCCAAUGCAUAGUGCCAACUGUAAAGUUUGGUGGAGGAGGAAUAAUGGUCUGGGGCUGUUUUUCAUGGUUCGGGCAAGGCCCCUUAGUUACAGUGAAGGGAAAUCUUAAUGCUACAGCAUUCAAUGACAUUCUAGACGAUUCUGUGCUUCCAACUUUGUGGCAUCAAUUUGUGGAAGGCCCUUUCCUGUUUUAGCAUGACAAUUCCCCCGUGCACAAAGCGAGGUCCAUACAGAAAGGGGUUGUCGAGAUCGGUGUGGAAGAACUUGACUGGCCUAGUCUCGUGGACAGUCUAUGUAAACAUAAAUGGUACCGUAGAUCUGUCAUGAUACAACAGGAUGAGUGAGAUAAGGCAGCAACAGUUUAGCUCUGGUGCUUGGGUUUUUCCUCACUGGUUAUUUGGAAAAACCACGAUUUCUUAGGUGUUAGCAUUUUUAGAUUUUUGGAAGGGCAGGGACAUUUGGUCCAUAGACUUGCCCGUAACUUGCGAAGAGAGAAGGUGGAGCUCUUCAUUCCGGUUCUCUUGUCACGAUCGUCGAAGGAGGAGGACCAAGGCGCAGCGUGAUAGUCGUACAUACUUAUUUUAUUAAGUGCACACAAAAAACAAAACAACAAACAAUAACGUGACGUCCUAGGUCUAACACAACCAACACGGAACAAGAUCCCACAAACACUGUGGGAAAACUGGCUGCUUAAGUAUGGCUCCCAAUCAGAGACAACAAGCAACAGCUGAUACUCGUUGCCUCUGAUUGAGAACCACACUGGCCAACAUAGAAACACAAUACUAGAAAUGAACGUAGAACCAAAACACAUAGACUCUACACACCCUGGCUCAACAUAUUAGAGUCCCCAGAGCCAGGGUGUGACAUCUCUUCUCUUAACACGGUAUGGACACAGAACUUAAAUCGAGCAUCGGGUUAACCAAGAUUAAUAAAUGAUCAACAAAUUAAAAGACAAAUGAGGAUAAACAAUAAAGUUAAGUCAAUAAAGUCAGUUAUUUUUGUUGUUCCCUGAUUUCCUUAAUCUCCCUGGUUCCAGGAGGAGUUCCCCACCCUGGCAGACCGUCAGUAUCCUGGCUGGAUCUACGUCAUCAUCUUCAUCCUGGCUGGCAUUCCUAGUCUGGCUGUGCCUGGAGUCGCCAUAUUCAAACUCAUCUACAACCGCUGCUGCCAGAAAGAGAACGGCUUCAGAGAAGACACCGUCGACUCUGUCUCCGCUAAAAUACAGAUGAAGGAAAAAAUUAUUGACUAAAAGUAAAAGGUUCACCUUCAGCUCUGGAUUUCAAAUGAAAAGUGGGGGGGGGGGGGUUUUCAGAGGUUUUUUUAUUUUCUUUCUGUCAUCUGGAACAAUUGAAGAUGUCCAAUACAUUACGCAAAUUAAAGUUUGAAGCAUAGAUCCCCAGCUACCAGUAGCACGCAGCCCACCGAUGAGUAGCUCACCAAACAAUUCUGAAAGUAUGUGAAAUUGUCACGGUCGUCGUAAGUAACGGACCAAGGCGCAGCGCGAUAUGCGUACAUCUUUUAAUGAGUACUUUAUAAUACAACACAAAACGAUACGUGAAGUCCUAAGGUUAACAAAACACAAACCUCUCCGGAACAAGAUCCCACAAAAGACCAGUGCAAAACAGGCUGCCUAAGUA
Coregonus sp. 'balchen' is the source of this 23750-nucleotide messenger RNA. NCBI's taxonomy places the organism in Eukaryota, Metazoa, Chordata, Actinopteri, Salmoniformes, Salmonidae. The record is from the annotation of a GenBank genome assembly.